This is a messenger RNA of Heterocephalus glaber (naked mole-rat), 3913 nucleotides long. RefSeq names its product synaptogyrin 1 (gene Syngr1). Gene Ontology annotation, cellular component: neuromuscular junction; synaptic vesicle membrane. NCBI's taxonomy places the organism in Eukaryota, Metazoa, Chordata, Mammalia, Rodentia, Bathyergidae. The record is from RefSeq and is a predicted model, not a curated record.
CGCGCACGCGCACAGGUCGGCGGCGCGCGCCGAGCGGGGGGCGCCGCGCGUUGCAGCCGCGAUGGAAGGGGGUGCGUACGGAGCUGGCAAAGCCGGGGGCGCCUUCGACCCUCACACCCUGGUCCGGCAGCCACACACCGUCCUGCGUGUCGUGUCUUGGGUGUUCUCCAUCGUGGUGUUUGGCUCCAUCGUGAACGAGGGCUACCUCAACAGACCCUCAGAGGGCGAGGAGUUUUGCAUCUACAACCGAAACCCCAACGCCUGCAGCUACGGCGUGGCGGUGGGCGUGCUGGCCUUCCUCACCUGCCUGCUCUACCUGGCCCUGGACAUCUACUUCCCCCAGAUCAGCAGUGUCAAGGACCGCAAGAAGGCCGUCCUGUCUGACAUCGGCGUCUCUGCUUUCUGGGCCUUCCUGUGGUUCGUGGGCUUCUGCUUCCUGGCCAACCAGUGGCAGGUCUCCAAGCCCAAGGACAACCCACUGAACGAAGGGACCGACGCAGCCCGGGCUGCCAUAGCCUUCUCCUUCUUCUCCAUCUUCACUUGGGCGGGCCAGGCUGUGCUGGCCUUCCAGCGGUACCAGAUUGGCGCCGACUCGGCCCUCUUCUCCCAGGACUACAUGGACCCCAGCCAGGACUCCAGCAUGCCUUACGCCCCCUAUGUGGAGCCCAGCGCAGGGCCGGACCCCGCCAGCAUGGGCGGCACCUACCAGCAGCCAGCCACCGCCUUUGACACCGAGCCACAGGGCUACCAGUCCCAGGGCUACUGAGCCCCAGUGACCGCCUGCCCCACCCCACCCCCACCUUGGCCCCGCCCCACCCCCACCCUGCCCAGCCCUUCACAUCUCCAGGUCGCUCCAUGGAGGCCCAGGGUGGCUUGGGGCAGGGAUGGGGGCACCAGGUGUGGGGGUGUCUACGUGUGUGUGCCAGUGUGUCCAAGGCCACGUGCCCAUCGGGGUCCUGGAGGGUGGGACUGAGGACACUACGAGCAUUUAUUGAGCGCUACUCUGUGUCAGGCCCAUGCUCAGCACCCCAAGAGGCAGUGCUGGUCCCUGGAAAAGCGAAGCUGAGAUGUAGAGGUGGAAAUGGUGGGACAGAGACGGGCAUGGUGCCUGGACGUCUGGCCACGUGGGGGCUCAGUUCCAGCACGGGAGCUGGCACCCCUAGAUCUAGAUCCCCCUCUACACCAGGCCUGUUGGGCUUGUCAGGGCUGUCCCCACUGCAUGGUUGAGGAAAUAGGUCUGGGGAGGACAAGGUCACUUACCCAGGGUCCCUCAGGCAGCUGGCCAAGGGGAGAGCCCGCACCCAGGCAGCCCAGACCCCCAGCACCUGCCUGCUCUUCCCUGUCCUCUCACCGUCCCCAGCCCCUAGCCUGGGGCGCCACUGCUCUGUGUUACCCUCAUCGUGGGGAACUUGGGGACCCUGGUCCCAUGAGACACCCUGAUUCUGCUGCAAGUCAGGGCUGGCUCUGCCCCAGCUGCACGUCCUCCCUGCAGGUCCCUCCCCUGGCCUCAACCUUCUCAGAGAGCACUUCUGCCUCCCUGUGUCACUCCCUGUCCCUGUGCUCUGCCUGCUCCCAGGGGGCUGAUCACUGUCCUCCGCCUCUUAGAGGACUCAGCGAGUCCUCGCCCAGGGCUGAAUGGACACAGAGGCCCAGGGUUCUUCGAGUGCGUGGCACCAAUGGCCUCAUGCCUCUGUUUCCUGGCCUGAGUUGCUCAGCAGGUGCCUAUUUGCCACCCUUGUGACCUCCCUGGAAAUGGAAGUGACCUAGGACAGUCAGGGGUCAGGCUGGAUUGAGGCUGGAGUCCUGUGGGCCUGGGGAGGUCUGUGGGAGGUGGAGCCGGGGGGGUGGGCUUUGGAUCACAGGGCCAAUGGUGCACCGGCCCAUGGGGUAUGCUGCCCUGAGGUGGCACAGGGAGAGCUCUGGGUAGAGUGGGAGAGGGGAGCUGAUGGCACCAAAGGGAUAGAGAGGAUGGGACUCAAGGGGCAGGCAGGCAGCACUGCACAAAGCAUGCUCUACCUGGAGCCUCUAGGGAUGGGAGAGCAGCCCGUCUGUGCGCAGUACACACUGGGAGGCAGAGCAGCAGAGCUGUGGGCAGCCCAUGGGGACGGGGUCUCCACCGCUGUCACCCCAGGCCCCCCAGGAUCUGACAAGUCAGGUCACUUGCUGGCCCUUUCUGGCACCUGCGCUGGGGCCCCUGAGGAUGUGUGGCCCCGGCCUCCCAGAGCUCCCAAUCUGGGGAGGCUGAGCUCUGAACAAAGGUACAGGCUCUUGCUGGUGAGACAUGCAGUUCACAUGUACUGUGGGCCUGAGGCUCUGAGGAAGGGCCUGGAAGGGCCCUGAGGACGACAGGAGUGGUGGGGGAGGAACUUCAAGGCAGACAGGUAGUGUCUCUCCCCACUUAGGAGAAGGGGAAACUGAGGCUCUGAGCACAAGUGAGUUAGCAAUGAAGCACAGAUCUGAACUCAUCUGUCCUGGUUGCCCAAGGGCAGCAGGGAUGGGAGAGGACCCCGAAUGUUGCUGAUUUCCAUUUUCCACAUCUGGGGAAGGGGCUCUGUUGACAGUCCCCCCAGUGAGCCGGAGUGGGGCCAGCAUGGGGGCCAGUUACCUCGGGGCUGAGCAGAGGGGCCCUCAGCAGUAGGGUGGCCGUGGGAGUGUUUCUGUGCCCACUGCAGGAGCCCGGGACAAGUCCUGACCCCACCAGGAGCCUCCCCUGCUGUGGGCCUAGAGAGACUCCAUCUGUUUCUCAUUGGGCGCCAACCAGCUGCUGCCAGUGCCGGGCCAGAGGGCAGGGUGGCCCUGCCAGGAGUGGUGGUUCUGAGUCAUCACAGUAAGCACCCCUCACUCUCCUUGGGUACACCCCAGAUACAGGCACCCAGCAUGAUCCACCAUCGGGCAGGACCCUGGCUGGGACCAGCGGUGGAGCUGAGAGGUGGACAAGGUAGAAUUGGGAUGAGACACAGAGCUGCUGACUCCACUACUGGGAGGAACCUGGGGGGGCCCAAGCCGACAAACCAGCAGCAUCUGGCAUCUCCUUCCCCUCCGCUGCCCUCUGCUUGCCCUUGCUCGCACACUGUCCUUGAGGAAAGGGCCCCUGAAAGCCCUGUGGAAUUUGGGACCCUCCUCACCAUCAAGCACAAGAAGGUACCCAGGACACUAAAGUUCCACCCAAGUUUAGAGCUGCAAGGACCCUUAAAACAGCUUAGAACUGGGACAGGAAGACAGUGACCUGUCCUAGGUAAAGCACAGAGCAUGAGGUGGGGAGCCCAGGCUUCUGCCUUCUCCAUAGACACGGGUGGGGGUGGCUCCUCACCUACACGGGAGUGUCACGGUGAUGGGCUGAUUCCCAGGGAACCAGCAUUGGUCAACCACUCCAUCCUGCCCUGGUGAUUCUUGAUCUUUAAAGACUCCCGGGGGUCCCUGGCUUCUCCCAUGUAACUAAGACCCCCGACUUGUUACCCUGGGGGACCUUGACCUUGGCCCAAGACCCCUUUGAUUCUCUAAGGAGCAAGAAGGGGGAAUCCCCUACCCCAGAGUUUAUGGAGGAUGGCCUAGUCCAGCCGUCGCCCAACACCGCCUCUGCCCCAGUCCCCUGCCCUGGUGCCCACAGCCCUGCCUGGGUGUCCUGGCCCCUUUCGCAGCGUUACUGCCUGUGUAUAGUAUAAAUAUAUAUAUUUUCUAUAUAUAAGAUGUAUAAUAUAAGGCUCCACAAAUAUAUCUGUGUGUGCGGUGAAGGGCGGGCCUGGCCCCGGCCCCUGCUCUUGACCCCCACCACCUGGUUAAGUUUCUCAAGAGUGAAUCCAGUGGCCCUGUGGCCCCCUCCUUUAUGACAUCCAUCCAUUUGUGGUGAACCAAGUGAAGGUGGUAACUUCUGGUGACAUAGUAAUAAAGUGAAGACUCAGAACCCACCAGCGAA